AUGGAUGUUUUAGAUGAGUUCAUUAGUGCUGACUAAUCCGACAUCGGUCAAAGUAGUGGCUUUAACACCAAUAUCCCUUAGUACAACCCAGAUCUCAAUACUGAUCCAUUUGGCAAUUCAGGCAUUCAAUUCUCUACUAAUAACAUUGGUGGCGGAUUCAAUAAUGGUUUCUAGCCAGUUGGGGGUUUCCAGCCUACUUUCAAUGCUGGAUUUAACUAAGGAGACGAUGAUGAUCUAGACGACGAGGAACGUGAACGUGUAAUGCAAGUGUAAUUGGAUAAUGAGGAGCGCAAGAGACAACUCUAUGAAAAAUAAUAAAAUGAGGAAGAUGAUAAAAAGCAAAGAAAGAUUAGUGGUAGAUAAGAACUAGAUAAGUGGAAUGAUCAGAGAAAGAAGGAGAUUCAGCAAAGAACUUCCCAAAAUAAGGAGUAGGAAAAGUUAUAUCACGAGAAUGUGAAAGCAUAGAGAAAUGGACCAAAUCCUUGGGAAAGAGUGAUUAGCAAUUGCGACAUGAAUAGUAGUUCAUAUGUUGGUGGUGCAGAUGUAAGCAGAAUGAGAUAAGCUAUGAUAAAUAGAAAGGCAGAUCUAACCAAAUCUGGAGGUCAAACCGCAAAGGGGUUGUUAUGA
Molecule: messenger RNA, 627 nt
Organism: Stylonychia lemnae
Lineage: Eukaryota; Ciliophora; Spirotrichea; Sporadotrichida; Oxytrichidae
Source: the annotation of a GenBank genome assembly